This is a messenger RNA of Chara braunii, 4791 nucleotides long. The record is from the annotation of a GenBank genome assembly. Lineage: Eukaryota; Viridiplantae; Streptophyta; Charophyceae; Charales; Characeae.
GGGAUUGGACAGUCCUUUUUCGAAUUUUGCUUUAUUUCUUCUUAAUCAAAAUUAUUAUUUUUUUUUCUCUCUUUUUGAGUAGGAAACUGUUUAAUUUUGGAUCUGCCCGAUCCUUCCCACCUGUCUGCCGCCUACCUGUUCCUCCCCCUCCAGUCCGGGUUACUGGGCCAGUCCAUCAGAUUGGCCCUCGGGUGACUCUUCAGACUUCGGGCACGUCAGUGCAUGCCACCGCUCACUCGAUCACAGACCAAGGCCAUGGACCGGAAGGCGGGAGAAUCCCUCCUGGCCUAUGAGGAACGCCUGGCUGCUUUCAUCCAGGAGGCCACGGAUAGGGCCGCCGCCGCGGCCAAGGAGCGCAGUCAGAUCGAACAAGUGGAGGAGGCCAAGCGACAGAAGGAGGAACAGGACCGACUUCGUCAAGAGGAGGCAGACUUGCAGGCGGCAGCCGAACACCGGUCACGCCAGCGACAACGACUGUUUACACGGGAGACCGUGAUCGGCGAUGAGACUGCACAUUGGGUGGAAAUGGCAUCUGCAGAUGGGGCCCCGGAGACCGAGAAAGGGCUGUCAGCCCUUGCGCAGGUCUCCCACGACCUCGUGGCCACCUGCGCUCUGCARCAGGAGGAAAUCCUUCACCUGCAGCAGACAGUGGACCAGAUGCUCGCASGGCUGCAGGCGUUGGAGAAACAGCCAGCUGCUGUAGCAGCCGCAGGGCCUUCCAACCUUACCACCCGCGUGCAAGGUUUGGAGGACGACGUCAGCAAUAUCAAGCGGGUACAUCAGGACUUCAGGACGUUGCAGCAAGCAACGAACUUGCAGUUGGAGACGCAGGUCCAGGCUGCUGCCACCGUAACGCCCGCGGCCGCAUCCUCCCGGCGCCCACCCAAGCUGGAUGACAUUCCCGUCUUGUGCGAUCAGUCCAAGACGGAACCGAUCCCGUGGUGGCGCCAGUUCACUCUCAGGCUCGACAUGCAUCAUGUCCCGAACAACGAUCGACAUCCGUGCUUGUACCACCGAUCUGGUGGUGCAUGUCAAGCAUGGCUGGACAACAUCUUGACCAGCCAMGGCGUAGCAGUGUCGGAACUGCACACCAAGCUCACUUGCCAGUCCUUCAUGACUCGGGCUGGCCUUGGCGCACAAGUACGGAGGAAGUCACAUCCGACGACGGUCGCUCUUGCCGACAGUAAGACGAAACAGCUUUUAGACCGUUACAUCUCGGCUGUCCCGGUGUACUUUGCACCGCACGCAUGUGAACCCGUCACUUUUGACGUGUUGGACACCGACUUCGAUGUCAUUUUGGGGAUGCCUUGGCUUUCUAGCACGGACCACACGGUCAAUUUCCAUCGACGCACGCUCACGAUGCGUGAUGCAACUGGCGCCGAGGUCCCGUGUACUAUUCCUCCUCCUCGCUCUUCCAUUCGGUGCCAAGUCGUGAGUGCCAAAUCUUUUCGAGACACAUGCCGUUCCGAGCAUGUCGAAGAGAUUGGCAUCGCUUUUCUUCGAACCAUCCCGACGACCGAUUCAUCGUCCACGGAUGUGUCUUCCGACCCCCGUGUGACCCGGUUGUUAGACGAGCUCUCAGAUGUUUUUGAGACACCCUCCGGUAUAGUGCCGGACGGACCAAUCUCUCACGAGAUCAUACUUGAGGCCGGCGCCGUGCCACCGAAAGGAUGCAUUUAUCGCAUGUCCGAGGAGGAGCUCACGGUUCUCCGUGCGCAACUCGACGAUCUACUUGACAAGGGUUGGAUCGGCCCUAGCAGCUCACCUUACGGUGCGCCCGUUCUCUUCGUUUGGAAGAAGAACAAGGACCUUCGACUUUGCAUUGACUACCGACGCCUCAACGCGCAAACCAUCAAGAACGCGGGGCCUCUACCUCGCAUUGACGAUUUGCUUGAGCGGUUGGGCGGCGCCAAGUACUUUUCCAAGUUGGACCUGAAGUCGGGCCACCAUCAGAUUUCCAUCCGCUCGCCAGAUCGGUACAAAACUGCGUUUAAGACGCGAUAUGGGCAUUUUGAGUGGGUAGUUAUGCCUUUUGGCCUCACCAACGCCCCGGCCACCUUUCAGGCGGCCAUGACCAUCGAGUUUCGCGCUAUGUUGGACCGCUUCGUCUUGGUGUACUUAGACGACAUCCUCGUCUAUAGCCAAAUUCUAGAGGAGCAUCUCGAGCACCUUCGCCGUGUUCUAGAGACUCUUCGGUCAGCCCGGUACAAAGCUAACCGCGACAAAUGCGAGUUUGUCCGGCAAGAGCUUGAAUACUUGGGUCAUUUUGUCUCUCCGGAAGGCAUUCGUCCGUUGACGGACAAGAUUCAAGCCAUCCUGGAGUGGCCCGAGCCGAAGAAUGUGACGGACGUCCGAUCCUUCCUCGGCUUGGCCGGUUAUUAUCAGCGUUUCAUCAAGAGUUACUCGAAGACCGCGGCCAACCUAAGCAAGUUACAAAGCGAGGAGCGGCCUUUUGACUUCGAUGAAGAUGCGCGCCAUUCUUUUGAAACACUCAAAGCGGCACUCUUAUCCGCCGAGGUGUUACAUAUUUACGACCCGCUUCUAGCUACGCGCGUCACUACCGAUGCGUCGGGCUAUGGCAUUGGGGCCGUCCUUGAGCAGCACGAUGGCACGGACUGGCACCCAGUCACCUUUAUUCAUAUUGAUUCAAGGAUUGACUAUCUUCAAAUUGAUCCUACAGGGAUCACCUUCUGUUAUCCUUUGAUAACAGGUACUGUUCUCUACAUUGCUCUGCUUCAGCUGGGGGGAGGCUCAAGCCCUCAUGAACAUAAUCGGUGGGUUCAGCUCGUGUUGGUCCUCAUCGGUCUGGGUAUUAUGGCUGCUGUAGGGGUUUUCAUCUAGGCUCCUCGUGUUGCACACGUGGCUGAAGAGAUUGUACGUUGCAAACGGAUAUGGAUUGCUCAGUCAGGCCCACAAAGUGACAAAGUAUUAUUUGGUGACCUGGGCCUGAAUUUCAGGGGUUGGUUGUGAUAGUGAGCUGGCUGUCAUCCUUUUUUCCCUUUUGCCCCACACUUUGUGAAGAAGGAUUUUUUUGGGAUUUGUGACAAACCUUGUGGGCUCUGACACGGUGGCACCGUGACACGGUGGAAGAGAGAGCAAUAAUGGAUGGAGAUGGAGAUGGAGAUGUAAAUCGGAGUGUAGAUAAAUUGGGAAGGUGGUUGGCAGUGGCAGAUGCAAAUCGUGCCACGUCAGGUGCAAAGUGUGAGCAUUGUAGAUGAGGAUGAUUCAGUGAGCAAUCAAGUGUUUUCUUUCCAGUUUGUGCUGGUGCAGCUCGGUCAAAACUCCUCCGGUGAUGUCACGCACGCUGCAGACUGUGCAGUCCACCAUAGAUAGAGUCCACGGGUACGGUUUCUUCACUGGCCGGAAAAAGUCAUGCCUCAGCUGCCUGCAGGUACUGUCAACAAGGGAGAGAACAGAACACAUACGUAUGUACAUUUGCUAAAAAGCUCGCACCUUGUAAAUGGCGCCAGGGAGCUAUGAUUCAGCCCAGCGCUCGUCUCAGGGAGGGAGGGUGCUCAGCAGCCGAAGAUGACAAGGUCUGCUUUUUCUUUAUCGCCUGGAUGGGCAUUGCGGUCGUAUCUGGCUAACGCCACUGCGAAUGCCGUGAUGCGAGGAUAGAGUGAUGUUUGUGCUUACUCCUGCACUCUCAUUGCACAGACUUUGCUUGGGCAAAGGGCGUACCUGUUCGCUCAAUGAGCGUUGUAAAGUGGAGGCGCCAGCCAUCGGGCAUGGAUGGCGCUCUACCACAACCAGAUGCGGAAGGGCAAUUGUUCAAACCAUUCACCGAGAACGGUGCACCAGUCAGUUUCACAGUUUCACAAACUCGAGCGCCAUCUGCAGAGCUCUCUGACAACAAUGCAAUGAGAUAGGGAUGGCGGGAACACCGAGAACAACAUGCUCAAACAACGUGUUACUUCCUAUGGACGUGAGAAAAAUAACGAUACUAUGAUGUGACACAAAAGCCCGACCUGCAGCAUAUCGCUACCUGCUCUUGUUGUUUGAGCUUGUACACGUCUUAGAGCUCUCUUAUGAUGCUAGACAAUAUUGAGUUGCCUGCCAUUUUUUGUGCAAAUGGCAAAUAGUCUAACUGAUUCAUUUGUGUGUGGGGGGAGUCGUAACACCUAACCUGUGUAUUGUUUGCUUAGGUAGGCUCUGUAGGAGGCCUGGCAGUCGGUUCCUUUGUCAUCAUCUCCGAUUUUUUGUGGGCUCGAUGCGGGACUGAUUUGUAACCAUAUCCUUGUAUAGCCCCAACGUCAUGAUUUACAUCCUUGUAUUCCACCCGCCUUUGCCGUUGGGUUCACCUUAGUAAAGCCGACAGGUUAGUGUGUGGUGUCGUGGUUUACAGGCAAAACAUGGGGAGAGGGGGAGGGAGGGGGGAGAUUCUAGACCUGUUUCGGUUCCUUGUAUUGUGAUGGGGACGAAUGGUCUAGCACGCAAGAGCGUGUGUGGAGCUCGACGCGAUGUGCUCUACAUUUGGACGAGCGGAAAAAAGGAUUUGAACCCUCAAUCUCCCUGGCCUUAGUGCAGAAUCCUUCUUGGUUAUGUUCUGAGAGGCUGGGAAAGAAAGGGACUCGAACCCACAAGUGCGUCACUUUGAAAAAGGGGAUGUGAAUCCAACAAGUGCUGGCAUUUAAACCGGAGUUGUGUUCGAGCAUUCGAGGGUUUGAUAAUUGGUAAAUUUGUUGUCUGCAAAUUGGAAUUCCCUUCCUCAGCCAUGGCACAGUUGAUGGCUAGUCGCCAUUUGGCAAAGGCGACAUACAGCUGCAAACGUGAUAAACUGCCGAUAACUCG